Molecule: messenger RNA, 2368 nt
Organism: Rubroshorea leprosula
Lineage: Eukaryota; Viridiplantae; Streptophyta; Magnoliopsida; Malvales; Dipterocarpaceae
Source: the annotation of a GenBank genome assembly
GAUGAUGUCAUUUUCAAAGAUGAUUUAAUUCAACUCUGGAUGGCUCAAGGGUUUGUUCACAAAUCAAAUGAAAGCCUUGUGGAAAUGGAGGACAUUGGUGAGCAGUAUUUCAAUGAGUUGUUAUCUAAUGCUUUAUUCCAAGAUAUUAAAUGGGAUUUGUAUGGAAACAUUGAAUCUUGCAAAAUGCAUGAUCUAGUGCAUGAUCUUGCAUUACCUGUUUCUAAAGGUGAAACCUUGAUUUGGGAUACUAGUUGCAAUUUUGAUGUUCAGAAUUGUAGUACUAUUCGACAUUUGAGCGUCAUGUCCAAUGGAAAGGAUUUUCCAGCCAUUCCAAGAAGUGUUGCUCAAGGGUUGCAUUCUUUGUUUUUAGAUGAUGUUUUUUGUAGCAUGGCAUCAAAUGUCAAAAGCUUGCGAUCCUUGAAGUUAAUGGAGUGUACUGGGUGUGAGAUGAGGGAGUUGCCAACUUCUUUCGGCAAAUUGAAGCAUUUGAAGUACCUUAACGUCGUAGGAGCUGAGUUAACUUCCCUUCAAACAUUAUCACACUUUGUUGUGGGCACAGAAAAGGGAAACCAGAUUGAAGACCUUGGAUGCUUAGGCCAACUUGGAGGAAAACUAGAGAUUUUGAACCUUGAACAUAGUAGUGGCGAUGAAAGAGCAGUCAACAACAACAAUGAUGAAGAGGUUCUAGAAGGCCUUCAACCUCAUUCAACUUUGAAAAGCCUCACUAUUAAUGGUUAUAAAGGAAAGAUGUUCCCAUCUUGGAUGGGGAAUGAUAUCAAUAGUUCUGAUCCUUCAUUCCUUCUUUACAACAUGGUGGAGUUGCAGUUAAUUAAUUGUGAUGAGUGCACGUGUAUUCCGAGUUUGGGACUAUUGCCUAGUCUUAAGGUUCUUUGCAUUGAAAGAAUGGAAAAUGUUAGAAGAAUGGGUCACAAGCUUCAGUCGGGUGGAGCGGAAUCGAUCCGAUUGUUUACAGCUUUGAAAACACUCACCGUGCGUCACAUGGAAAGGCUAGAGGAAUGGGUUGAAGUUGUUGAGGAUGUAGCUGCAGGGAGCCAAGGUGUGAUCGUGUUUCCUUGCCUUGAGAAGUUGCUGAUUUCUGAAUGUCCUUUGUUGACGACUUGGUCAAUGGGUGGAUUUUCGUCUCAUCACAAACUCUCCGAGCUGCUAAUAAAACACUGUUCGAAUCUGACAGCUAUCCCUAGUUUAGAUGGGCUCUCAACUCUUGAAAAAUUACAUUUAUCUUUUUGCGAUGGAUUAAAAAGUCUACCAAUCGGGCUUGGAUCUUGCAUCUCUCUUCAGUGGUUGAUGAUUUUCAAAUGCCAAAAUCUGAACUUCAUUCCAAGUGUAAAUGGGCUCACAUCUCUUGAAAGACUUGGCCUUUUUCUCUGCGAUGGAUUAACGUGUCUUCCAAUUGGGCUAGACUCUUGCAUUUCUCUUCAACAAUUGGAAAUUAGACGUUGCCCUAAUUUAAUUUCAAUUCCAGAAGAUAUCAGGAAAUUGCAUUCUCUCAAUGUUCUUACCAUCAUGGAUUGCAAAAAUGUAAGGAGCAUUCCAGGGGAGUGGCUAGCUAGCCUCACCUACUUGAAGGGGUUAGACCUUGGUCCCUUCUGGUCGGAGUUGGAGGAUUUUCCUGGACUAACUUCCAUUCAUCAACUUCACGCCUCCCUUGAAAAGUUGGCAUUGAAUGGAUGGGAUAAACUAGAGUCUCUGCCACAUCAGCUUCAACAUCUCACUGCCCUCAAGGAAUUGAGGUUAUGGGACUUCAAUGGCCUGGAAGCUUGGCUAGAGUGGUUGGGACACCUCUCUACUCUUCACAGGCUGGAUAUUUAGGAAUGCUCUAAUUUGACUCAUCUGCCACAUCAGCUUUGACAUCUCACUGCCCUCAAGGAAUUGGGCUUAUCGGACCUCAAUGGCCUGGAAGCUUUGCCAGAGUGGUUAGGAGACCUCUCUUCUCUUCGUAGGUUGGAUAUUAUGGAUUGCUUUAAUUUGACUCAUCUGCCUUCUAUUGAAGCCAUGCGACGCCUCUCCAACUUACAACAUCUUGACAUUUGGCAAUGUCCCAAAUUGAAGGAAAGAUGCGCCAAAGAGAGGGGUCCCGAAUGGUCCAAGAUCUCCCACAUUCUCGAUAUCAAAAUCAAUCGCGUGUACAGGGGGGAUACUUGGUGGCUGUGAGAGGUGCUUCUAGAAUCAACGUAGGGUGAUAACGUUUUCGGAAGCUUCACGGUAGGGGUGGCAAUUUCCCCCGAUCCCCGUGGGGCCCCGCGAGGAUCCCCGUCAUGGGGACGGGGCGGGGAGGAAUAUUUCUCCCCGCGGGGCGAGGAUGGGGGAGAUUUUCUCCCUGUGAAAUUUCGCGGGAAAUUUUCCCCGC